Molecule: messenger RNA, 976 nt
Organism: Gallus gallus (chicken)
Lineage: Eukaryota; Metazoa; Chordata; Aves; Galliformes; Phasianidae
Gene: SYCE3
Product: synaptonemal complex central element protein 3
Exons: 3
Coding region: 354-632 (92 amino acids)
Biological process (GO): spermatogenesis; synaptonemal complex assembly; reciprocal meiotic recombination
Cellular component (GO): central element
Source: RefSeq, marked validated
CGGCCGGGUCGAGGGAGAGGCGGUACGGGCUGGCAGGACGGAGCGGGCCGCAGCGUGAACGCUCCUCACGGGCGAGCGAAGGCGGCUCCUCACGGGCACUUUGGUCUCGGGAUGGGGCGGUAAAGGCGCAGGGAUCACCAGAGCCGGCUCUCCGCCUUCUGUCCGGGCAUCGCGGCGGAGUGCGGUUGCCUGAAGGGUCUUCGGCCGGCCUCGCAGCGGCGCUGGCACCAGGAACCCUGCAGCCACUGUGGUGGGUGGCGGUCUUGAUGAAAUUGGGACUGCGGCCACUUUCUUAAGACCCACGGCAUCCUGGCUUUGUCGGCACGCAGUUACUUAGUAAGACUAAGCGUGUGAUGGCCAGACAAGAACCUCAAGAGAGGAACUAUGACAAUAUGCUAAAGAUGGUGGAGGAUCUGAACAGGGACCUAGAAAAGCUUCUGGAGGAAAUAGAAAAACUGACAGUGCAGGCAACCUGGAUGGCAUAUGACAUGGUAGUAAUGCGUACCAACCCUGACCUGACCAAUUCCAUGAGGCGUUUGGAAGAUGCCUUCCUGAACUGCAGAGAAGAAAUGGAGAAAAAAUGGCAAGAAGUGCUAAGAGAAUCGAAAGGCGAAGAGCAAAAAAAGGAAUAAGAUGAAUUUAGUCAUGCUGGCAGAACUGUAUCCCUUUGAAAGUCUCCAGUUUUUUUUUGUAUUGCAGGCAUGGAGGUUUCACAAACACCAUGGAAAACGGAUUGCUGUUCAUCUUACUAAGAACUAUGUAUGUGUUUACAUUUAUGGAAAUAUUUUUAUGAUAUAUUAAUAUUGUUGAAGAUAAAAGUAACUAUGUUUCUAUUUUUUAUUAUGCUCACUUUGUAGUGUACGUGCAUACAGAACUUAGAUGCUCUACGUGGCUGCUUUUUUUCCUGGAAGACCACACUCACUUCAUAGUCAAUAUCUGCAUGUGGAACUCUUUGAUCCCUAAAUAAAUUGAAGGG